AUGCCUACGACCAACGAGGAGAAGCCGGCCGUUUGGAAGGUGGCCCUGGUGGUAGGGUUUUACAUGGCAGUGGCGCUGACCAUGGUUAUCGUUAACAAAUGGGUCCUCAUCACCUCGGACCUGCCCCUCAUCUUCCUGUUCCUCCAAUUGGCCAUCGCUGUCGGAUGCCUGGAAGCGUGGUCGGCCACGUCGCGGACGGCAUGGACGGCGCCCCGGUGGUCGCGAAGCAUGGUGCUCAAGAUGGUGCCCGUGGCCUCGGUCAACAUUGUGGGCCUCAUCUUCAACCUGUACUGCCUCAAACUCGUCGACGCAUCCUACUUCCAGGUCGCGCGCGGCCUCGUCCUGCCCAUGACGAUUGCACUGCAGGCCGGCGCGUCGCGCGAGCGGCCCGGUGUGCCGACCCUCGUGGCGUGCGGGCUCGUCACGUACGGGUUCAUCUAUGGGUUUUUGCCCUACCCGUUCGGGGCGGGGUCCAACCCGCUCCCCGAGGCGCCGACGUUUGGUAUGGUCCUCGGCGUGCUCAGUGCGGCCAUGAUCGCCGUCCACGCCGUGCUCAUCAAGUCGGCCCUGCGGCACGUGGACGGCUCGGCGCUCGACCUGGCAUACUGGACCAACGUGCUCAGCGGCAUCGCCGUCGUCCCCGUCAUCAUUGUCGCCAACGAGCUCCCGGGCUUGUACAGGCUGGUGAAUGGCGAAGAGGGCGACUUGCGCGCGUUUGCAGUCGGCAGCCUCGUUACCGGCCUGGUCGGCUUCCUCAUCUGCAUCGGCGGACUGCUAAGCAUCAAGAUCACGUCGCCCGUGACGCACAUGUUCUCCUCGGCCGCCCGCUCGGUCCUGCAGACCAUCCUCGGCGUGCACCUGUUCGGCGACAUCAUCAACACGUCCCGCGCCACCUCCAUCGCCCUCAUCGUCGUCGGUACGCUCGUGUACACAUACUACAAGAGCAAAGGGUUCGUCGCUGCGGCCGUGGCCGAGCGCCGACACGAGGAGACUCGCCCGUUGCCCGUCAUCCGGGAGAAGGACGAGUUUGACCCCGAGGCCGCACCCAAGGAGGAGGUGUGA
Molecule: messenger RNA, 1062 nt
Organism: Apiotrichum porosum
Lineage: Eukaryota; Fungi; Basidiomycota; Tremellomycetes; Trichosporonales; Trichosporonaceae
Exons: 3
Coding region: 1-1062 (353 amino acids)
Biological process (GO): GDP-fucose import into Golgi lumen; protein O-linked glycosylation via fucose
Cellular component (GO): Golgi apparatus
Molecular function (GO): antiporter activity
Source: RefSeq, a predicted model, not a curated record